Molecule: messenger RNA, 1934 nt
Organism: Condylostylus longicornis
Lineage: Eukaryota; Metazoa; Arthropoda; Insecta; Diptera; Dolichopodidae
Gene: lost
Product: methenyltetrahydrofolate synthase domain-containing protein
Exons: 9
Coding region: 244-1683 (479 amino acids)
Cellular component (GO): cytoplasm
Source: RefSeq, a predicted model, not a curated record
AUGUUUCAGUUGCUAAACUGAAAACGAAGCAAAAGCAGCGGAAAAUUAUUAGGCAGUAGAAAAAUUGUUUUAAUAUUUUUACGAAAAAAAAGACGCGGGGAUAAUUGAACAUUAAUACGGUCCUUAAAAAUUCGUGUCGAAUUUUUUAAAGCGAAAAUAAAAAAAAAAAAAGAAUUUCAGAACUUUUUAAAUACCCUUAAAUUGAGAUUCUUAAAGAGUGAAUAAGCAAAUUUUCGUAAAAAUAUGGAAGGUGAAAAAGCCGAAGCUUCUUCUACAACUCCAGGUGAAGAAAUUGUCACGAAAAGAUUACUUUGUGUACAAACAUGGAAGAAAUUACACCAAGAAAAAUGUUGCAUUGGAUACAACAGCAUAUUUAAUAGAAUCCCACAUUUUAUUGGAAGUGAGAAGGCUGCCAAUUUACUGGCUGAAACGGAAGAAUUUAAAAAAGCCAAUAACAUCAAAGUAAGUAUUGGCCGAUCUCAGGAUCCUGUUAAGAUUCACGUAUUAUCAGCUGGAAAAACUUUGUAUUUGCCUCCUCCUAAUGAGUCAAGUGCCUUAUGCACAAAAAUUAUAAAUUGCCCAAGUGACGCUGAUGAAGACACAAAAAAAAAAAUUAUAAAAACUUCAACUUUAAAAGAAAAUCGUCAAGAAAUUAAUCUUGAAGAUAAUCUUAAAUUGGAUAUGAUCGUUAUUGGAUCGGUGGUAGUGUCGCGUGAUGGAUACCGUCUUGGAAGGGGAAAUGGUUUUGUUGAUUUGGAUAUUGGGCUUUUAAUUCAUACAGGAGCGAUCACUCCCGAAACUUUAAUUGUUACAAUUGUUCACGACAAUCAGGUUGUGGACAGUUUGCCUACACAUCUUUUUAAAAAGCAUGAUACACCAGUUGACAUAAUUGCUACGCCAACUGAAAUUAUUCGUGUAUCGAAACGUUUAGCAAGACCAGUGGGUUUAACAUGGGAAAUAUUAUCCGAGCGUCGUCUGAAAAUUGUACCUGUUCUACAAAAGAUAAAAGAAAACGAAGAGAAAGCCGGGAAAAUAAUUACUUUGAAAUCUGAAGAUACUGAUGUGGAAACUAAUGCUCGCCAACAACGUCCAAGGCAGAGAGGUCGAUUUUACAGAUAUGGUGGGGGUAAUAGAAAGCGUUCUACCAAUAACACUAGUAACGAGGAAAACAAAGAAAACAAUAAUGAGAGACAACGCUUUCGUGGAAGAUAUCGUCAUUAUAACAGCAGAAGACGCCGUGCAACCACCAAAUCCGAAGGUGAGCAAUCGUCUGCUGACAACAAAGAAAAUACGAGUCAACAUCGCGGGGGUGGUGGAGCCGCUUAUAAUAGAGGAAAAAGACGACAACGACCAGGAAAUAGAGGUUUUAGUGUGAAAGUUUCAAAUAUUUCCCAAGGUACUCGUAUUCGAGAUCUGAAAGCUGAAUUAAGGAAGCGUGAAUGUAUUCCUGUCCAUAUUUCAUGGAAAGGAGCAUAUGGAAGAUGUGUUUUACACUUUCCAAAGCGUAAAGGUACCGAAAAAGAAGAAGAAAUUGAAAAGGUUUUAAAAUCAUUGAAUGAUUUAUCAUUGGAAGUACAAGCAGGUGAUAAAACCAAAACUGUUAAUUUGGCUGUUGAAUUGUUGAAAUAUGAUAAUGAAAAUAAAAAAGUUGAAAUUGAAGAAGUUAAUACUACAUCUGCAUAAUAGGACUUAGUUUAUUGUCCUAAAAUAAUGAAUGUUUAUAUAUGCAUAUAUAUAUUUAUAUGUGUAUAUGAAUAUGUAGGCAUACAUAUAUAUAUAUAUAUAUUACUUUUUUUUCUUGAUUGGGAUAUCUUAAUUUUAAUAAAACAAUUUUUUUAAAACAUGAAGGAAUAUUAUUAAUUUUUUCAAAAUAAUUAAAUAAAAGAAAAAAAAAAUGUAAAUGUAGGAUACAAAAAGAAAGGUUUUUGUUUAUA